Messenger RNA from Zonotrichia leucophrys gambelii, 11777 nucleotides. It is a transcript of the gene ICE1, whose product is annotated as interactor of little elongation complex ELL subunit 1. NCBI's taxonomy places the organism in Eukaryota, Metazoa, Chordata, Aves, Passeriformes, Passerellidae. Bases 146 to 6448 code for a protein of 2100 amino acids. The transcript has 20 exons. The record is from RefSeq and is a predicted model, not a curated record.
AGUUGUGUCCUGUUGGCUUUGAUUCGAUGCAGUAUAAAGAAGGUCCUGUUGAGACUUCAUAGGACACACUUAGAAUGAGUAUGGAUGAGAAAUUGGAAAAUCUCAAGUGAGCUAAUGUUUAUUGCUGAUAUUCUGCCGAAAGAAUAUGAAUGAAUAUGUAGCUGCAUUAAUUGCAUUGAAGCAAAAAAUAAUUGAUGGAGAUCGUUUGCUGACAGAGUAUCAACAGAAAUGCACUGAGCUUCAAUUUGCUGAACGAGAGAUCUCUGCUCUUCGUUGCCAAGUGGAGAAGAUGUUACAGAAAAUUCUGCCUCUGGAAAAAUGUCAGGAAGAGUUGGGUUCUGUGAAGGCAGAGUUGGAAGAAAAAAAGAAUUCUCUCAAGAUUUAUCAGGAGAGCCAACUGGAAUAUGUUAAAAUUAAAGAAGAAAUAUUAAACAGUGAUGCCAUGAGAAAGAAACUGGAAACUAAAGUGAAAAAACUUGAAGAGGCUGCAACAAAGCAUACACAGGACUUCAGACAACUAAAAACUGAAAAGAAAAGGCUUGAAAAGGAGCUGAAAAAAGCACAAGGAAAGCUUGGUGGUGUAAUUAAAGAGAAGUGCAGAAAACUUAAACAUGCAGAAACUCAGAGUUCAAGUGAAGAUCUUGCAACGUAUAUAGACAAAGGAAGAGCAAUGUUCUUAUUAGAACAACUCCGGAUGUGCAUUGACAGUGCAAAAGGAGAAAGAGAGAAUGAGAAAAAUGAUCCUGUCUUAGACACCAUACAAAUCCACCAAAAGAUCAGGAAGAGUGAUGGCAAAACACUACCUUGGUGUUCUUCAGGGGAAAGUGCUGUAAAGCAAAAUUCUGGAACAGCGAUGAUAAUUCAAACAAGUACUGAGCCUUUUGGAGAUGAUUGUGCUGUGAACAGGACUACUGAAGAACAACUUCACAGUAGUGAGGAUAAAAAUGUAGAUGUGAUAAUACAGACAGGCAGGGAGCACAGCGCUUCAGGCUUCUCUAGUCAGGAGUGGAGAGACCCGGGUGGAAAUGUGAUGGAUAUAUUGAAUUGGGCCAGACCUCUUCCUGCUCUACUUUCUCCGGUACAGCUUUCACCACUGACUACACAGGAUAUGUUCCUGGGAGAAGUCACAGGUUCCAGUGAUGAAGAAGAUGAUUGCAGUACUUGUGCACUGGAGGAUAUUUUACAAGAAGAUCAAGUUCAGCCUCUGAGUUGUAAUUUAGUCAGCCCUGGUGCUGAGUGUAACAGACAGUGCAAAUCAUGUGAGCAUGGUUUUGAUGCAGAAAUCUCGCUUAAUCUGAGUUGGAAUGAAAAGAAUAUUCAUAUGAGUCCUAAGACAUCAAGGAAGGAAAGAGAUGCUGAAAGAGAGCAAGUUGAAGGUGCUACUCUAACAACAAGCAUGAUAACUAACAAAAAUUGUUUGGAGGAGAAUUCUGGGGAUGUGGAAGCUGAGAACAGAAAACUAACUGGAGCAACAGCACACAAAUCGGAAGACAUGGAAGAAUGGAAAGGAGAUGGUGAGGACAUGAACAGUGAAGAGGUUGAUUCUUCAGCAGAUUUUAUGUUACAAAGUUUCAAGUCUCAGAAACAGGUAGAAAAAUGUAGUGUGGUAGAGCAAACAGAGGAGAAUGUAACCUUAAUUAGAGCUGUUGAUAAUGAGGGUACACAUGAAAAAUGUGAUGAAUUAGUGAAUGUAGAGAGAAAUAAAUUAGUGGCACAGAGAGAAGCUUCCAGAGUAGCAUCUGUUAUGCAGAGUGUUUCUCAUUUCCUAUCUAAGCAAUGCAUUGUGCUUCAAAGAGAAGAUGCUGAGGAAAAAUCUGAUGAAUUGAUAGAAAAUAAUUCAAAAAAUGUAGUCAAAUUAACUAAUAUAACUGGAGCUGUUGAGAUUUCUGCACACUCUCAGUGCUCUGAAAUAAAAUAUGACAGUGAAGAGAUUCUGGAGAAACAACAUAUGCACACAAAAGACAAAGUGAACAGAGAAUGUGAACCAGAGACUGUUAAAGUCUCUAGGCAUUAUUUACCUGUAUCUGCUACUGAAGGAAUCAGAAUUUUGUCAGUCUUUCCAAAUGAUGAACACCUCAAAACCGAAGACAUGAAUAUAACCAGAGCUCCAACUCCUGAAGUACCUAUGAAAUUUAACAGAGGAAGUGUUCUAGAAAUAGCUGAAUUGUCAGAGCUACUCCAUAGUGCAAAAAAUGUAAAACUAGCAGAUAUAAAGGAGGUGGUAGGUUUACAAAGCAAACCACAUCACAAGGAAGAUGGUGGUAAUUUAUCUCAAAGGAAGUCAAACUUAGGAAAUAUACUUUCACUAUCAAAGACAGCAUGCAUUAUUGGUGGAGAAAGCAGUGUAGCUAAGUGUGAAUCUUCUGCGUUUGAUUUUACAGAAGUGAAAGGUGAAAUAAAACAAUCUGAAAACUUAUGUAAGACAUUAGAAUGUGGGCAGUCCAAAUCUCAAAACUUCAGACUGUUUAAAUCUCUAGAUACUGAAGUCAGAGUUAAUCCAGAAGAUUGUGGAGGGGAAAUCAGUGAGUUGUUAGCAAGAGGGGAUACAAUUGAAUCUGUCUUAAUAGAAAGUAAUCCUAUUUCUGAGGAACAGUGUGCAAAACCUCUGACUCAGCUCUUGAUAACUGAAAAUUUUAAAUGUGAUGAAAUAGAAGGGAAAUUAAAUAAGCAAAGCAAGGAAUUGGUGACUGAGACUUGCUUCAGUUCACUGAAGCAGGAAAAGAAUGUUGUGAAGAAAAAUGAUAUUUCAGAGAUCAUUUGCCAUCGUACUUCAGAAAUGGAAUAUAGAAGUGGUUUGGCUUUUUCUACUCAAAAGGACUUGGAAAAAUGCUGUAUAAAUAAUGAAGAAACCAAUUCUCCUGUGCAAGUGGGAAUUGGCUUGGAAUCCACAAGAUCUCCUGAUCUAAAUUUCAGUCUUCAGAAUGUUGUUGGUUUCCUUGAAACUAACUUAGCAGGAAAGGCUGCUUUUUCCUGUACUUGGGAAAACAAGGGACAUACAAAUUCCAUUAUGAGUAGUACAUUUAACUGUUCUUCAGAUAAUUUAGAAGAGGGUGCUGAGAUUCUGUCUACUGAACAAGUCAACAUGGGCAAAGAAACAGGUUGCCCUGAAAGAGAAUAUGUACACAAAAAUGAAGAGAAAACUUCAGAUAAGGAGCAGCCAGUAGAUAAAGAACCUCAAGCAUCUGUUAAAUCACAGAUCAUAUAUGCAAAUCCUUAUAAGAAUGCUUUUCUCCAAAAGUUUGAUUGUCAAGAAUCAGGAUGCAGGACUUCUACAUGGAAGGUUAGAACAGGUCCUUCUAGAACUUAUUCACUAACAAGUGGGAGAGAAAGUAAAGAACUGAACAGUUUUGUGGGUUCUGGGAAAAAUGCCAUAGUAAAUUGUAAAAGUGAUUUUGAUAUGCCAGAGCAGAGCAAUGACUCUGAAGAAAAGGACUGUUCUAUGCAAAAAGUGAAAUAUGUGAAGUGUUCUGAAUGCGUUCCAAUGUUUAGAAACAAACUGAGAGCUUCCAGCAGAAUUGCAUUGGGUGCUCUGGAAACUGGUGCAAUUUUUGAUGCUGAUUACCAAGUAUGUGAGCUUCAUUCAAUGAUGCACCCAGGAAGUACUUUCACAGUUAGUCACCUAAAAGCAGACACUGUUGUGGGUAUGAAUACACACUGUGAACCAAACAACUCUGGAGAUACUGCAAAUGAGUGGUCAAGUGUGACUGGGGAGAGUUAUCUUGAAGACUCAGCCUCUUGGAAAACAGAAUGUAUAUUACUAACCUCUGAAAAUACUGAGAGUGCUAAUGAACUCAUGGAGUCUAACAUAGCUGGAUGCAUCAGUCACAAUGAGGAAAGUCUAUUAAAAUCUGGAACAACAAAAGAAAGCCCCGUGAUGCCAAAUGCUUCAAAAAAUAGGUUACCACUAUGCAAGAUGUUAAGCAGAUUCUCAGAAAAUUGCAGGCUGACUGUAAAAACCAGUAAAUUAAAUGCAAGAAUGUUAGCACUUGGCAAUUUCUUAGAAGAAAAUGAUUUUGCUAAACUUCAGUCAAAUGGGAAACAAGGUUUAUUACACAGUGUUGAUAUGGGGGUCUCAGUGUUUGAAGAAUAUAAUAAUAAUAAUCAAACUGCUUGCAAUACAGGAGAAAGCAGCACUGAUGUUAUCAUAGAUAGUGGUACAAAAAAAAUUUUACUCAAUUAUCUUCCAAAUCCAACCCUCUCUGAUGUAAGGUGCAGUUGUCAAACAGUUGGUCAACUUUCUGAACCACAAAAGACAGUAUUUGAGAAGUUACAUAUGGUGGAAUCAGAGUCUUGUGCUCUCAAGAAGAGCAAUAAGUGGAAGUGUAAAGAUCAAGAACUAUCUGAAAUCUUGACUGUUUCUACCAAAACAACUGCCCAAGUAAUGCAUACCAAGCUAUCAAAGAAACUGAUUCAAGGUAAAAGAAAAACAAAGACUCCUAAAGUUACUCAGCCAGUUCUUGCAAAUGCUAAUACUUCUGUGGCAAAAAAAUGCUCAUCUGAGAUGAUAAAUAAAAUCAGGGAAGAGAUAGGUCCUCCUCUCCCCCCCUUGUUACUGCCUCUGAUUGCUACUCCUCCAAAAAUUGCCUGUACUGUGUCCCCGGUAAUGUCUUCUACAGGUCAAUUCUCUCUGCUUUCCCCUCUUGAUGACCUGAUGUCCCCACUAUGCAGAACUCCAGUUCUUCCUCUCAUGUCCCCAUUAACAGAUACUCCAGCAGUAAAAUCUGCUAUUUUAUUUUCUCCUCCCUCACCCUCAGAAAUGGCAGUAGGUAGAAGGAUUCGCUCCUCACCUUUGAAAUUUUGUACUUCCAUUCCAAAGCAUGCACUUCUUGUUCCAGGAAGAUUUCCUCUCUUUGCAGCAGUUAGUGCUGGUCCAGGUGCCUCUCAGGAGAACUCUGUGAAAAUAUUGGACACUAUAUAUCCAGAGCUGUCUGCAAGGGCAAGGACACUAAACAUUCUGAAAGGCAAUAUUCAGCUUAACCGAUGUACUUUUUCAGACAGCCAAAGUUUGCCAGGACCUGUGUCUCAAGUAGGUGGAUUCAAAGCAUUUGCAUCUACAUCAACUGCUUUUGUUAAAGCUGGGAGCAAUUUGAAAUCUGAUAGUGGCAAAGACGAGGACAAAGAUGUGCAAAAUCAGCAAUUCUUUUCAAAUCAUCUUGGAAAAAGGACACUACUGCAGGUAUCUAUGCCAAGAAGUGCCAAAAGACUGAGACUGGAGAGUGAACCGCCAAGGAUGGAGCCCAGUGAUGUUAUUGCUGUCAGAAAUACUAAAAAAACCAUCUCUGAAAUGCAGGAGGCUUUCCAUGGUAUAACCUAUGAACUCAAUGAUUCAUCACAGUGCUCCAGUUUAGAAGAAUCACUAUCAGUAAAGAAGGAUUCUGACUGCCAGAAAAUUUCUUUGGCAUUAAAGAAAGUUGCUGAAUCCUGCUUUGACUUGUUACCAGUUAUCAAAGGUCAUGUGUAUGUUGGAAAUAUCUCAAAGAUUCCAGUAAUGAGAGAUGAAGAGAGAGAAGUUGUCUAUGAAUUUGGUAUAAAAAACAAGUAUUUAGCAGAGUCCUUGCUGUGUGUUAUUCUCAAUAAGCUGAAGGCUCAGAAGAAUGCCCCAAAUUAUAAUUUCAGUCAGGCUUUGUGUCGACUCUAUGCAGGAGUUUGUCGACAGCUGGGAGAUUUGGAAAGAGCCCGCCUUUUCUGCUAUAGUCUACUUAAAGAAGACUAUCCAGACUCAGAAAAAUUGAUUUUAUUUAUCACAAAUGUAUGGUCUGACAUAUUUGUCUUCCAAGGUGCAAUUAACAAAGCUAUGCAAUUAGUUGUCAGGAAGAGUGCAAGCAAUGAGAUGCUGGCCUGUUUAAGUGCUUAUCUCAACUGGGAACAGAGUUCAUCUUUAGAUGCUGGUAUUAUGGUCUCAAACCUGCUUUUAGAAAUGCAAUCAUGUACAAAAGUAGAAUUUCACCUGCAUGAGCAGUAUGGAGAAGAUCUCAGUGAAGAUGCUUGGCAGUAUAUAUUUGCUGUUGAUUUACUCUGCUCUCAUAUGAAGUGGGAUUGGACACAUGAUAAUGUUAUAAGCAAAGUGCUUUGGCCUUCUAUGGAUAACUGGAUAAAGAAGAGAAAGGGGCAUGAAACUGCUCAGUCAAUUCGUGAUAGUGUUAUAGCAUUGACACUCAGGCUAAUUGGUCGAUUAGGACAAAUAGGUUUGAAGGAAGGCUAUCUUGCUGCAGUGAAGAAUAUUAGUUCAGUAAUUGGACUGUUUGUGCAGCAUGCAAAAGAGGAAGCUAUUCCUUGGGGUGUGCAGCUGGCAGCCGUAUAUUCACUAUGUGACUUGGGUUCAAGCAAUCCAGAAGGUAUUGUUGAGGCCAUCCAUACCUGGAGAGCAAAAGUUCAUGACAACAUCCCUUCUGCUAUCACAGAUGGCAUAGCUGAAAUCACCUCUCUGUGUGAAAUGGAGCUAUACUAAAAUGUAGGGAAGUGGACUGAUCUAAAGGAAAAAGUGCUUUACCAAUUAAGCAGUAGUUGGUUCCAGUUAAAAACCAUACCAAGUGGUGUGUCUUCUUGUAUUUCAUGCUUUUAAUAAGAAUGUCUGAUCAUACAAAGCAAGGUCAAGUAUUUUAUUUGGCUUUUCUGUUUAAAGGAAGAGUUUUUAUAAAAUAAACAAAAAUACUUGCUUUUCCUAGUAGCUGAUUAGUGAUCUGAAAAUGAGUGCAUCUUGAACUCCUGAUAUAUUUCUGGUUUGAUGACAAUAAAAAUCAGUAACAGUUUUCAUUUUUCUACCUACAUCAGUUUGGAGUAUGGACUAUUUGACAGAAUAUUCAGUGUGACUUGAAAACUUGGCUCUGUUAUUUUUUACCAUUUUUUUUAAGUAACCAUUCAGAUAGCAGAGCAUUCCCCAGAUUCUGCUUCAUUUUGCUUGGGUUAUCUUAUAAACUUAAUUUAAAAUACUUGUGGAAAACAGGUAGGAAUUUACUUUAUUUGUAGCCAUCAUGUAUGGAGUAACAUACUAAAUAUCUAAACUUGUAUAUAUGGUGUACUCUGAUGUGUCUCACAUUUGAUAUUUUUUCCACUUGGAGAAUUUUGUGUAUGUAAAUAGAGAGUUGGUUAAAAAAAAGUUCAUGUUCCUAAUGAUAGCUUCACUAUACUCCGUUUUUAUAUCUUUCAUAAUAAAAGAGAUGAAUACUAUUGUGUUCUUGUUGACCUUUUAAAUAACCCAGAGUUAACUGUGUUUCUAGCUUAUAGAAAUACUGUUUUGGGGGGCAGCAGGAAAUUGUCUGUUGAGGUAAUUUCACUGGAUGAAUUGUCCAUAACAUUGCAGUUCUGGUCAUCCCUCCAAAAGUUUCUGGUAUGCUUUAGAGGCUUGGGAAGUAGAUUCAAAAAACCAUUGAAAAUUUGUAUUUUCACUCUGUGGUUGUGCCCAUGUGAAGGGGGUGAGCUUUGCUAAUGCAGAUUCUUAUUGUAAUGGGACCUAGCUUCUUACAGAGUUUUGUGGUGCUGAUAUGCAUUGUGAUUUUUGUGCCUCUUCUAAGUAUGACUACCAGUGGAGUCUCCUAGCCCUCUGUGAGUUUCUCUCCUCUGAGGUGAAACUGUGUAGAGCAAAGUGGCCAUUGAUUUCAGUUGCAGCUAUAGCUGCUUGCACUCUGGACCUCAGUGAGCUUACCACAGACAAUUCAGUCAAUGAAAAAUAAUCUAAUAGAAUUGGUGAUACCUGUGCACAAUAGGCAUUUCUACAGAUGUCUGUCAUGAAGGCUUCCAGUUUGCCUCAGGUUGAAACUGUAUGAUGUCUGGGACUCUGCCCAUUUUGGUGAUUGUGAAGCCUUUGAAGAUUUUAUGUGUAGCCUUCAUUUACUCUUCUUGCACUAAAAUGAGUACAAAGUAUCUGAAGUGGAAGAAGUCAAAAGAAAACACAGGUUGACAAUAAAAGAAAGUAUGGAUCAUAAAUCUGAAAACUAAAGGAAAUGGGAAACAGAACAAAUAAAAAAACAAAGUAGGAAACAAAGUGAGUAGAGGAUCACAGAUGCUUCAGUGCAAAAAUAUUGCAACCCAGAAAUCUUCAUAGCAAAUAGAAACACCCAUUUCCUUUAGAAUUAGUAUAAAACGCUGGCAUUUGAAGUAUGUGAGAUUCACAGGAGAAAUAUCAGAAUUUUCCAAGCAAAAAAAUAUAAAACUAUACUAAUUUAAAACCAAAUGAAAAAAAAAUUCAACCUACCCUCAAACCAUUUUCAUGAGAAAUAUUCUGCUUAUGUAAGAAAAUUUUUUGUGUGUACUGGAAACAUAUAACUGGUUUUAAUUCUCUGUCCCUCUCUACUGGCAUGCCCAAUCAAACUGCAUUGGAAUAAGUAAAAUUAGAAUAAUUGAUACUCUGAAGGUGUUUGCUUCUGUUAAGUACUAAUCACUCAUCAUUCAUCAAAAAUACUUGUAAUUCCCACACACAGUGUCAAAUUUACCAUAUUUAAAAAGCUAUAAAAUGUUGAUAUCCAUAAAGGAUAGUAUUUUCAGUAUAUGGAAUGCUUUAUCCAUCUCAAUAUUUGUUCAAAAUACUAAAGUCCCAUUUUGUUCAAAAUAGCCAUUAAAACAGGGAUUUACAGGUUUCUAUCAUCAUUUGCAGAUUUUUGCUUUUUUUUUGUUCUCACACAAAUACUGAGUGUAUGGCUCGUCCAAAACUAUGUGUAUCAGGAAAUGUUCAAAGUUUCACUUCCUCCAUGCCUUCUCAUAUUCCUAAACUAAAACAUGAAAAACUGUCUUAACUGCCAAGACAUUACUGUCAACAAUACAAGGCUAGACAAAAUGCUAACAGUCAAAAUUCAUGUUAGAUUAAAAUACUCAGCUCUAGCAGUUCUCCUGACUCAAAUACAGAAGACAGUAAAAAUCUAUAAUAGUUUAUUUAUAAGGGUAAUUCUGACUAUAGGCUUCUGAGUUCAUAACAGUAUCAUUCGAUACUUGAAAAAUCCCUGAUAUGUAUUGACUCCAGGAAAAGAAACUUGUCAUAAAUAUUGGAGAGCAGUGUAAGUUUGUCUAUGUGUAGAUGAACAGGAUACUGGAAUAAGUUGUUAAAGAAAAAAUUUAUUUAUCUAUUUUUCUUGUUUAGUUGCUUUCUUACUAGAAGUUAUUUUUAGAGUGUCUGAAUCCUAACAUGUUGUACUGGCAGAAUUAUUUGAUUGUUUACUCAGUCAUCCAUUGCUGGAAUACAAAUUUUGGACAUACAUACCUUUUAUUUAACUUUGUUUCUACAAAAAGUAGCAUCUUUGGGCUUGGCUAUGUGGUACGCCACUAGAGUAUUUUCCAGGAUGAUUUUGCCUCUCGACCUAUAGUAGGAAAUAUUUUUCAGUGUGAAUUAUUUCUUCAUAAAAUAAAAAAAUGUUGGACUCUAGACUGCUUAAAGUUAAUCUCUAGUUAUUUUAUCAAACCCUCUGAUACUGAUGUAUGGUCUGUCCUAGCUUCUGCUUUCGCCUGCCUGUUUUGAACAAAAAGGAUUUCUUAUCUGGACACUAGAAUAAGACCAAAGCAGUUGCGAGUUUUCCAGUUUGAAAUGACUAAUGAUAUUACAUGCUGUACUCUGUUUUAAUUAAUGAAACUGCAUGUAUGAGUGGAAACCAGUCCAGAAUACCUGAAGAUUUGUUAUAAAGAAGCUGAAAUUACAUGGUUAAAACACUUUGGAGUAUCACCAUUUAGCUUACAUUCUUCCCACUAUACCUAAUUUUUCACUUCAAGAAAAGUCAGAGACUACUCUCAAAAGAUGGACAAAUUAGCAAGAAGGAUUUCUUCAGAGACAGGGUUUGCGAUUACACUGUUACUGGCCUGAAUAGGCUGAAGUCUUAUUUUGCAAAAUUCUGAAACUCGUUUAACUGUUCAGGAAAUCCAUGAAAUGCUAAUGAUUUUGGGUGCUCUGAGCCCAUCUAUUGCAUUCAAUUUAAUGCAACUCACAUUAUGAAAUUACUUUUUGGACUAUUUAAUUUGAAAUUUUGAAAAAAACAUUCUGAAGUGUAAUAAAACAAAUAGGUAGGUAAUGGGAGUUAGAAAGAAAAUAAGAUAUAUAUUUAUGCAAAUGGCCUGGAGUUUGAUUAUUUUUAAUUUUAGUUUCAAAUUGCUCAAAUUCCUUCAGCUGCCACAUCAUCCUAGAGAUGUCUCAAUGUUUGCUACUGAGAAUUGCCUGUUUUCUAAAUAAAACCUGCAUCUUGUUGCCAUACUUUGACUAGAAUAGAAUGAAUUCUGACAUGGUUUAAGCAUCAAGUAGGAGAAAGCCAAGUACUUGGCGCAACUUGUCUCCUGGGGCUUCACAUACAGUUACAAGCCUGUCUCCAAAAAGCUUUUGAUGGUCACAGAAUAACAGAAUGAACUAGGUUGGAAAAGAUUUUUAAGAUCAUCUAGUUAACCUAUGACCUUACACCUCCUCAUCAACCACUAAGUGCCAUCUUUUUUGAACUCAUCCAGGGGUGGUGACUCCACCAUCUCCCUGGGCAGAUGACUCCAGCACUCAAUCACUCUUUCAGUGAGGAAUUUCUAACAUCUAACCUAAACUUACCUUGGCGCAGCUUGUGACUGUCCACACAUUCUGUCAGUUGUUGCCUGGGACAAGAGAUUGACCCUCACCUGACUACAAUCAUCUUUCAGGAAGUUGUAGAGAGUGAUGAGGUGUCCUGGGUUGGCAACAUAACCCUUAUAUCUCCAACCGUCUGUUCUAUUAUGCUGAAUAAUAAGCUUUGCACCUUUAAGACUUGUUCUGAGAGCGAGGGAGGGGAGAGAAGAAGCAUGCAGUUUGUUUUCAGACACUGUACUCUUCCAUAUGCCCAUGACUGGACUAUGUUGUCCGCAGAUGGACAGACUGCAGGACAGAGUUCUCCUUUGCUUUUAGUUAGUUAUAACUAGCUGAGGCAGUGAAGUUCCCUGGACUGUGGUUUGUCUUUUCUUUGGACCUGUUUAAACCUGCUCUGGACUGAACACUGAGAGGAGCACCGGCAGCUCACACCUGUGGCCCACCAGGCCGGGCCUGGGCAGCGGCAUUUCCAGUGCUGGAGGGACUGAUAAGAGACUGAGUGAGCCAAGCUACAGCCCACUAAGGGGACUUUUUGGAGUUUGUAAUUUAUUUUGAAGUGGCAAGAAGUUUUAUUGUUUAAUAUUGUUCAUUUUUUGUACUAGUGAAUGCUUUACCUAUUAAAUAAACAGCUUUUUCCACUUUUCUCCAAAGAAAUUUUUUUCCUGAGCCAGGUGGGGGUGGGGCUGCUUGAAUUUGCUUUCUAUUUGUUUCUAGAGGAAACACCUUUAGGGGUUUUUCUCCCAAAAUUGCCCAAUUGUCUUACCCUAAACCAAGACAAAUACAGUUAUUAACACUCAAUGUGGGGCUCCAGAAAGUGGAAGAAUCCUGUACUAUUACAUUUUAGUUGUACUUACUCUAUAUAUAACGCCAAUAUUCUCCCUAACACAUAGUUUUUACAGUACAGGAACACAGAAUAGCUAUUUUGCUAACCUCUGUAAUAAUGAUUUAUAGAGAGUUUACAAAAGUGUAGGAGAGACAUUCUGUGCUGUUUUUGUGAGCCAGAAAAGGCCUCCUGAAGAUAAAGGAAAGCCCCAUAUCUUUUCUGAGGAAGACACCAAGGUUGUCUCCAUGGAGACGUGAUGAAGGAGAGAAAGUUAAGAGAUACAGACUCUAGCUGGCUCAAAGAAUGACAUGGCUCCUUGGUCACCCACUGAGGACUUUGUUUCUUUCCUAUAAACAAUGAGCAGUGAAUGUGUAUGUUGGAUGAAUGUAAAUAUCUUGAAAAAGUAUAAAAGCAACAUGUUGCUGUAAUAAAUCUCUC